Candida tropicalis MYA-3404 is the source of this 1350-nucleotide messenger RNA. It is a transcript of the gene HRT2, whose product is annotated as putative methyltransferase. Gene Ontology annotation, cellular component: cytoplasm; nucleus. Gene Ontology annotation, molecular function: phosphatase activity. Gene Ontology annotation, biological process: DNA damage response. The record is from RefSeq and is a predicted model, not a curated record. Bases 1 to 1350 code for a protein of 449 amino acids. Lineage: Eukaryota; Fungi; Ascomycota; Pichiomycetes; Serinales; Debaryomycetaceae. The transcript has a single exon.
AUGUCAUUACCUGGACCUUAUUAUAAUGAUGAUAAGAAUUCCUUUGCUUAUCCUACAGUUAAUAAAAGAUGGCCAACCAUUAUUGAUGGUAUGAUUUCUGAUGUUCAAUAUGCAAUUGAUAAUAAUGGAUCUACGGUUAGUGGUAAGAAAUUAAUUGAUGAAUUGAAUCAACUUAAUAAAGAUUUAGUUAAUGAUGAGAUAGUUAGGGAGUUUACCGAAGAAGAAAUUAAUUUGAAUCAAGAUUUGAAAUAUUAUAAUGAAUCUUUAAAUAAGUUGAAUAAAAUUAGAAAAGUUACUUGGAAAACUGGACCUUGGUUAUAUUUAGAAUGUUAUUUAUAUCAAUUAGUUAAUGUUUGGAUUAUUGAAGCUUGUAAAAAAGAUCAAAUAUGGAAAGGAUUUGAUAUUUUUGAAAGAUUAAAAACUAAAACUUUUAAACAAUCAGAACAUGGAGUUUUAGAAUUAUGUAAAAGAUAUGAAAUUUUAUCUAAACAAUUAGGUGAAGCUGAUGAAGAAGUUUUGAAUUUAUUAUUUAAAGAAUUUAUUGAUAUUUCAUUAUGGGGAAAUGCUACUGAUUUAUCAUUAUUAGCAGGUAAUGUAACUCUUGAAGAUAUUAAAUCAGUUCAAGGUGCUGAAGUUCGUAAGAAAAAUGAAGAAAAGAUUUUAGUUAAUGAUUUACCUAAAGCUUGGAAACAAUUAGAUGGUAAAGAUAAUAAAAGAGUUGAUAUUGUGUUGGAUAAUUCUGGAUUUGAAUUAUUUGCUGAUUUAAUUUUAACUUUAUUUUUAUUGGAUUCUAAAAUUGUAAAUGAAGUUCAUUUACAUUGUAAAGAAAUCCCAUGGUUUGUUAGUGAUACUAUGCCAAAAGAUUUUCAAGAUUUAUUAAAUCAAUUAAAUGAUUCUGAAUUUUUCAAUGAAAUUCAUACAAAUGAUCCACAAGCUAUUAAAUUAGUACAUGAUGAAAUUAAAAAUUAUUAUGAAUCAGGUAAAAUUAUUAUUAAUCAUGAUUAUUUUUGGACUUUAGAUUUAAAUUAUUGGGAAAUUCCUAAAUUUGAAUCAUUAUUUAAAGAAUUACAAAAAUCAGAUUUGAUUAUAUUUAAAGGUGAUUUAAAUUAUCGUAAACUAACUGGGGAUUUACAAUGGCCAACUACAACUCCUUUUAAUAAAGCUAUACAAGAUUUGGCUAAUUCUGGAUUACCUAUAUUAUCUUUACGUACUUGUAAAGCAGAUGUUGUUGUUGGAUUACCAGAAGGUGUUAAUGAGAAAUUAUGUAAAGAAUAUCAAGAUCAAGGUAAUGAAAAUGGUAGAUUAUGGAGUAGUUCAGGUAAAUGGGCAGUCAUUUCAUUCAACAAAUAA